This is a messenger RNA of Paracoccidioides lutzii Pb01, 3756 nucleotides long. RefSeq names its product M protein repeat protein. The record is from RefSeq and is a predicted model, not a curated record. The transcript has 2 exons. Bases 1 to 3756 code for a protein of 1251 amino acids.
AUGGACUUGGUAGAAGAAGUGCCUAUUCCUGCUGCUGAGCCUCCAACGCCGGAAUCCCCGAUCGAUGAGACCAUCGCGAAUUCAGCUCUCACUGACGAACCUGAUGAGCCGGCUCAACAGUCCCCUCCCAGCCCUGCUACCUCUAAGAAGGCAUCGACAACGACAGCAAUGACUGCUUCUCCCCGCCAGAGGACUGGUACUGCUGCUCCUAAACGAACUGGGACUGCUACCAAAGCUGCUGCUACAACGCGUCCCUUAGGCCCUACGACAACGGCAGCCUCUAAACUAGCCUCUGCCACCUCCAGAAAGUCAACCAUCGGAAACAGCCUCAAUCGACCCCCUACUCGUCCUCCUGUGUCAUCCACCACCGUCCGCAAGCCCCCAUCCACGACUACCGCCACCCACAGACCACGCGCGUCUUUGGGCAGCUCUGCAGAUGAGAAAAGUAAAUCAAUUGCUAGUUCAGGGGACGAGAACAAGAGACCGGGCAUUUCAGCUACCGUGAAACGGGCAUCUCUUACCAGUACCGCUUCUUCCAGGGUACCUGCGAAGCCUACUUCUGACCGCAGAUCCACAAUUACCCCGUCAUCCACUGAAAAGAGGCCCACUACAACACGUCCGUCUACCGCUCAAAGCCCUGCAAAGGCUACAACAAUCUCGCGGGCUCCUACCACUGCCUCCAAAACAACUCCAUCCACCACCACCACUUCGCGAUCUACAAGACCAACUACCUCAUCUUCUGCCACAAAGCCUACAUCUUCUACAACCACGGAGUCUAAGAGACGCAUGAGUUCCUUGUCUACAACUUCAAGCUCAACAACCAAGAAGCAAUCCAUUGACCAUGGAAGGCCCGCGGAGAAAAAGCUCGUUGCCAAGUCCGCCGCUCUCCAGGAACGAGUCAAGGAAUACAAGGCCCUCCGUGACCUGCUGCGGGCAGCAAUUGCGGCGGAGGAGGCAGGGAAUGAGGAAAAAAGGGACGAGAUCCAGUGCGUGGUAGAUGGGGAUAUUGCCCAGCUUAAAGGCAGCUUGAAUGCGGUCAAGGAGGGUGAUGAGUCCUCUAGUGCUAGCAAGCUUUUUGAUCUCCAAUCCCAACUUGCGAAAAGCGAAGCCAAAGUAGCAGAAUUACAGACACAACUAGAGGAAUUCCAAUCGAAACUCGCAGCGUCCAGCAGGACUAUGGAAGAAGAGGCGGAUACUAAAGUUUUUACCGCUACUGAACUUAUUCGUUCUGAACACGAAUCUAAAAUUAUUGAACUUACGAAGAACCAUACUGAGGAUCUCAAGACCCUCCAUGCUAAAUUGGGUGAAUCCGAAUCGCAAAGAUUGGAGGCAGAGUCUCGGUUUGCCCAGGAGCUUGAAGCUGCGAAACAGCUGGCGGCGCAGGAAGGCGACUCGAAGACAUCUGAAUUGCUUGAACAGCAAAAGGAGAGCCAUGUCGCGGCGGUUGCUGCACUUGAAGCUGAACUUGCUGCUCGGCGGAGUACAUUGGCAGAUCUUACUUCGGAAAUCGAUACGUUGAAGGAAGAGCUGGCGGCCCAAACUGCCAGUCUGGAAGCAGCGGCCAAGUCUGCUACCGAGAAGGAAAAGGCGGAUCUUGAAGCUCAUCAGGAUCAAUUACUGAAGCUGGAAGCGGAAUUAAAUGGCCGCGAUGGCGUCAUCAAGAGCCUCAAGGAUGAGAUGCAGAGUCUACAAGAUAAGAGGGAUAAGGAGUUGGCUGCUGCCAAUGAAGUGGCCAAGGGAUCUGCUGAGAUUCAGGCAAAGGUUGAAUCUCUCGAGUCCAAACUUGUACAAGCGAAGUCUGAAAACGCGCAAGGCGCCGCCCAAACCACAGAGAAGCUUGCUGAGAAGGAGGAGGAAAUUACAAGGCUGAGCAAAGUCAUUGAACAACUGCAGGAUGAUAUUCGGGCAGCGGAACAGGCGAAAUCCGAUGAAAUUCUCAAGCAGACCAAUCUUACCACCGCGCAUGAGAAGGCAAUGGCUGCACUUCAAGCUGAACGUGAUUCUUCCUUGGCUAGCAAAAUAGCGGAGCAUACAGAGGAGCUUUCUCAAGCUGAAGACAAGGCUAAAGCUUCCACUGAGUCACUGCAAUUGGAACUGAAGUUGCUAACUGAGAGGUUUGGCGCUGCUGAGGCGGAUCUUGAUGCUGCACAGGCCGAAGUUACCAGCUACAAGGCCCAACUUGAGACUGCUACACAGGGAGCUAGCGAGGCUCAUGUUGCUACAUUACAAUCCCUACAGGAAAAACUCGGCGCAACCGAGAAGGCUCUAGAAGAGGCGAAGCAACAAGCAGAAGCCAGUACCGCCGAAAAGGAAGCCAUCGCCGCUGAUCUGCAGUCGCUUGAAGGUAAAUUGCGAUGCUCAGAAGAGGAACUUGCCACAGCUAAGGAUAAAAUAAGCUCGCUUCAACAAGAUCUUGAAGCCGAAGCGGCCCAGGUCGAAGAACUGCAGAAGGGCAUCGAGACGUUGGAAGAAACUACCAAGGCCAAGGAUGAGUACUACCAGACAACAAUUUCAAGACUUGAAACUGAAGUCAACGAUAUCAACAUUUCGCUCUCUCAAAAAUCCGAACAACUCGCUACUGUGGAGGAGAAAUAUACCGCCGCAACUGCGGAGCUCACAGAAGCCCACAGCGAGGAAAUCGAAAACCUCAAAGCUGAACUACUCGGCUCCCAUGACACAACCAUCAAGGAACUGCAAUCAAAAUACGACGACCUCGUUGCCUCCGCCAGCGCUGCGGAAGUGGCACAUACCACCGCCCUAGCGGAAGCCGAAGCAAAACUCACCGCCCUGUCUGAAACGCACAACCAGACCAUCUCAGAACUAACCAAGGAAUUCGAGACAAAUAGAGCGCAGACCGCACAAGAUGCGGGGGACGCGCAUGCGCAGAAACUCAUUGAGAUGGAGGCGAGCCAGAAUCGGGCGAUUGAGGAGCUUCUCAGUGCGCAUGAGGAGAAGUUGGGGAAUUUGAGAGAGGAAUUUGAGAAGGCAGUAAGGGAGAAGGCUGUUGCUGUUGAGGAGCAUGCAGUUGAGGUUGAGGGGUUAAAAGCGCAGAUUGGGAAGUUGGAGGAGCAGAUACAAUUGGAGAAUGAAUCUCUUCAAAAAGCGCUACAGGAUGCGAAGAAUGACCUCUCCGAAACCCAAGAUCUCAAGGAGCAGCUCGCUGCUGUCAGAGAACAAUCAUCCGUUGCGGAGACUGAACUUGCUGCACAGAAACAGGUUCAUGAGCAAGCAUUGGCUGACCUUGACACCCUGAAAGCCACCGCUACCACUUUAGACGAAAAGAAAACUUCUGUCGAAACCAAAUUCGCUGCCCUCGAACAAGACAUGAACACCCUCAGCGAGAAAAAUAUCGCCCUUAUCCAACAACUCCAUGACGCCGAAGCAGCCAUAUCAAAGGGUAACCGACGGAUCCGCGAAUUGGAAUUUGAACUCGCUGACUCAAAGAUCAAGAAACCCGACACCUCGUCCCUCUCGAAUGGGUCGAACGGGUCCAACGUGAAGUCUGCCAGCGGACUGGAGGAUAGCAAGUGGGCGGUUAAGGAUGGGGAUGCUGAGGAGAAGGGAAGGGAGGAAGAGGCGGCUGCUGCUGCUGCUGCAAAGGUACUUCCAGAAGACGCUGGUCCUGCUACUGCUGAAGGUGAGGACCUUGGCUCUAAUAUUGAGGGAACGAUGGCCAGCAUUCGGGAACAGCUCCGCCAGCUUGAGGAUGUGAAUGAGAGCAUGUUUGACGAGAACGCUAGGUAUGAGACCUUUUAG